AUGUUUGCGGGCAAAGGAAAGGUAGCAGCACUGCCAUUGCAACCUAUUCAAGUAGAAAAGCCCUUCAUGAAGUGGGGUUUGGACUUCAUUGGAUUCAUAAAUCCACCUUCAAGUGCUAGCCAUAAGUGGGUUCUCUUAGCCACUGAUUAUUUUACUAAGUGGACUAAGGCUAUGGCACUCAAAGAAGCAAAUGAGAUAACUGGACAAGAAUAUAUGAUUGGGAUUAUAGAUUGUGUUUACCUCAACACUUCAUCUAAUUAUUAUCCUGAAGGUAAUGGAAAAGUUGAGUCCACAAAGAAGAACCUGUUAAGGAUCAUUAAAAGGACCAUGGAAGGAAAUCAGAGAGCUUGGCAUACUAAGAUGAAAUCAACCUUAUGGGUUGAUAGGAUCACACCAAAGAGGUCCACUGGAACAUCACCAUACAUGCUUGUGUAUGGGAAAGAAGUAAGGUUACCAAUUUCACUUGAGCUUCCAGCAUUAGAUCUAGCUAAUCACCUGGAUAUGAUUGAAGAAGAGCCUAUGACAGGAAGAUUGGCUUAG
Molecule: messenger RNA, 540 nt
Organism: Cryptomeria japonica (Japanese cedar)
Lineage: Eukaryota; Viridiplantae; Streptophyta; Pinopsida; Cupressales; Cupressaceae
Exons: 2
Coding region: 1-540 (179 amino acids)
Molecular function (GO): nucleic acid binding
Source: RefSeq, a predicted model, not a curated record